GAAAUCCGUGUUUUGUGCCAGUCUCCGUCGUUAUUAACGAUCCCAUUCGCAAUGGAAUGAAUGAUCAAACGUUGUCGCUCGUGAGCCGCCAGCUCUAAAAGGUAGAAAGAAGCCCUGGCGACGCGCUACUUACUGCCUGUUGUUCCAAAGACAAAAUAACUGAAGGUUACAAAACAAUCGGUUUAUUUUUUAACGUUUUCGUCUCAAAAGAAAUAGCCUUAUAAACGCAUAGCGCUACUGUAUCGUCAUAUGAUUUGAAAUCAUACUGCCCUUUGACAACUGUAGACUAGAUGGGGAGGUCGGUCGUUGUGUAGUAGCAACACGUCGGUUAAAUUCAGAGAGCUGAAACCAAGGAAACAGGACACACACUUGAGACACAUGAUGACAGUCAGGUGUUCUGUUAGCAACCACUCGACCUGCAGAGGAUCGAGGCUACAUUAGAUCAACGGACGAAGUGUAAAGAUUGAAGUCUGGUCACGCACAUCACGUCCCAUCUUCUCCUCUCCUCCUUUUCCCAAGUCCGUUCCUUCAAACAAUCACCAUCAUGGCUUCCAAACUAAACCCGAAUGUUUUGUACGUCCAAGAACUACGGGAGUCGACGUCUUCACAGGAAUCUGACCGCCUAGCACCGCCCGAACCCGGGGAAGAGAGCUCGGAUAGCGACGGAGAGACGGACGAGACGGAGCAGAAGCUGAUCCGGAAAGUGUCCACGUCAGGACAGUUACGUGCCAAGAAAAGUGUAAAGGAAGGGAUCCUAUUGAAACAGACCAGUUCUUUCCAGAGAUGGAAGAGGAGGUACUUCAAACUGAGAGGCCGGACACUUUACUAUGCCAAAGACUCCAAGUCUCUGAUAUUUGACGAGGUGGACCUAUCAGACGCCAGCGUGGCCGAGACCAGUACCAAGAACAUCAACAACAGCUUCACGGUGAUCACUCCAUUCAGGAAGUUGAUGCUGUGUGCUGAGAGCAGGAAGGAGAUGGAGGAUUGGAUCGGUGCUCUGAAGUCUGUACAGAAAUGGGAAACGUAUGAGGCCAGUCUAUUCAAUAUGGAACAUUUUUCUGGGAUGCAUAACUGGUACGCCUGCUCCCACGCCAGACCCACCUUCUGUAAUGUGUGUAGAGAGGCCCUCUCCGGAGUCACCUCCCAUGGACUGUCCUGCGAAGUGUGUAAAUUCAAAGCCCAUAAGCGAUGUGCGGUGCGCUCCACCAACACCUGUAAAUGGACCACGCUGGCCUCCAUAGGAAAUGACAUCAUGGAGGACGACGAAGGGGUCUCCAUGCCUCAUCAGUGGUUAGAGGGCAACCUACCGGUCAGUGCAAAGUGUGUGGUGUGUGACAAGAACUGUGGCAGUGUCAGGAGACUGCAGGACUGGAGAUGUCUGUGGUGCAAGGCUAUUGUGCACAGCAGCUGUAAGGAGCAGAUGGGAAAGGCGUGUCCUCUGGGUCAAUGUCGGGUGUCAAUCAUCCCUCCCACAACCCUCAAUAGUAUCGACUCUGACGGCUUUUGGAAGGCCACCUCUCCCUCCUGCACCUCUCCUCUCCUGGUGCUGUGUAACUCUAAGAGCGGAGACAACCAAGGGGUUAAGUUUCUAAGGAAAUUCAAACAGCUGCUCAACCCUGCACAGGUCUUUGACUUGAUGAACGGAGGACCACAGCUGGGUCUGCGUGUGUUCCAGAAGUUUGCUACGUUUCGUAUCUUGGUGUGUGGCGGGGACGGUAGUGUUGGCUGGGUCCUGUCUGAACUGGAUAAACUCAACCUGCACAAACAAUGUCAGCUAGGGGUCCUCCCUCUGGGUACAGGUAAUGACCUAGCCAGGGUGCUGGGAUGGGGAGGACUAUGUGAUGAUGAUGCUCAACUGCUACAGAUCCUGGAGAAGCUGGAGAGAGCAACCACCAAGAUGCUUGACAGGUGGAGUGUGAUGACAUACGAGCUGCCUACCAAACACUAUCCCAUGGUGAAGGAAGACGAUUUUAGUCCCGACUCCCCCUUGCAGGUUCACAUCACUCAGUAUGCAGACUCUGUGGCCUCCCACCUCACCAAGAUCCUGGACUCUGACAAACAUAUGGACGUCAUAUCCUCUGCCAAGUUUUUGUGUGGAACGGUAAAUGAUUUUGUAGCGGAGGUGGGGAGAGCAUACGAGAGAGCUACAGAGAACAAGGAGGAGGCAGACGCUAUGGCCAAGAAGUGUGCCCUGUUGAAUGAGAAACUGGACAGUCUGGUGAAGGCUCUGAGUGAGGAGGCUGAUGCCCAGGUGGUCCCAGCCGGCAGUGUGCCACCCCAGGAUGGGGACCAGGAGAGGGGUACAGACACUACCGGAGGGGAACCCCGUCCCCCAUACAGGUCCAGAGAACAGCUGAUGCUGAGAGCUAACAGUCUGAAGAAAGCACUGAGACAGAUAAUAGAACAGGCUGAGAAAGUGGUGGAUGAACAGAAUAAACACACUCAUCUCCAGCGCAUGUCUUCCUCCUCCUCCAUCAAGAGAGAGAACAGUGAGGAACUGAAAGAGGCAGAGCCACGUCACGUCAGUUUAAGCCCCUCUUCCUCCUCCUCCACCAUUGUCCUGGAGAAACCCGAGAGUCUCAGCCCUCCGUCUUUCAACGAAGAUCAGUGCUCAGAGAAGUGUGUAAUGAACAACUACUUUGGGAUCGGUCUGGAUGCUAAGAUCUCCCUGGAGUUCAACAACAAGAGAGAUGAACAUCCCAAGAAAUGCAGUAGUCGUACUAAGAACAAGUUGUGGUAUGGAGUGAUGGGCACCAAGGAACUGGUACAUAAGACAUACAAGAAUCUGGAACAACGAGUACUGUUGGAAUGUGAUGGUGUACCUAUGUGUCUGCCUAGUCUUCAGGGUCUAGCUGUUCUCAACAUCCCGAGCUAUGCGGGGGGAAUCAACUUCUGGGGGGGAACCAAAGAGGACAACAAUUUUGGCGCUCCGUCGUUUGAUGAUAAGAAGUUAGAGGUGGUGGCUGUGUUUGGCAGUAUGCAGAUGGCUGUAUCCAGAGUCAUCAACAUCCAACACCACCGCAUAGCACAGUGUCGUCAGGUGAAGAUAACUAUCCUAGGGGAGGAGGGUGUACCAGUACAGGUGGAUGGAGAAGCAUGGAUCCAACCUCCAGGGAUAGUCAAGAUCACACACAAGAACAGAGCUCAGAUGCUCACCAGAGACAGGAACUUUGAGAGGACUCUAACAUCAUGGGAGGAUAAGAGGAAGAUUGACACCUACCGUUCCUCCAGGCCCCGCCUCAACUCUCAGCAGUCUAUGGAAUACCUCACAGAGGAGGAAUGUGCUCAAGUACAGCAACUAGGGAUGGUGGCAGACACACUCAUCACUAGGAUAAGAGAGGCAGCUAAGACCCACAAACUGGUAGAACAGGAGUUAGCCCAUGCUGUCAAUGCUAGUGCCAUGGUCCUCACUGAAGCAUUCCCCUCCAAACCAUCCAGCCCUGAGUGUCUGAGUCGCAGUACAGCAGUGGAGAUUGUGAACAGCAGUAAAGUCCUUCAGCUGGAGACCAGGAUGCUGCUGGAGGGAAAACUACUGCUGGACUCUCCCCAGGAAGAGGACCUUCUCUCUACUCUCAACUCUCUGAGUGCUGAACUCCACAAGCUAGAUGAUAUACACUGGAUCUGCCCUGCCAUGCACUGCUCAGAGGAAGUGGAUGACUCUGUGAGAGUGAGUGGUAAGAGUAGCAUGAAGCUAAAGAUGAUGCCCAAGGUGAGGAAGGAGAGAGAGAAGCUCCACAAGCAGAUGUCCAACAGCUCUCUGUCAGGAUCUUGGGAUAUUAAAGGUGGGGCAUGUGAGACGGAUCCUUCAGGCAAUUGAGGAACUUAACGAGGAGGCUUAAGAAGACAGCUGUCACUAUGGCAACCGGAGGGGGGAUAAAUUAUUCAACAAUUCAAUGACCCUCCCCAUUCAGCUAUCACCUCCCCCUUGAUUCAAUGUUCUCCAUUUUGUAAUCAGGGAGGAGUUGUUUUUAACGAGGGGGCGUAACUUUGCAUUGCAUCACCGUUUGGUGUGCUGUUUGACCUGCUGACCAGAGAUGUGGGCGUGUUCUUCUUGAUAGUCAAAGUGGCCAAUCAGAGAUGAGGAAAGAGUUUCUAAGCAUAUUUUGUUUAAUUGACAACGCAAUGUGUUUACAUAGGCGGUGCUGUCCUUUGCAUGACGGGAGGGGACAUUUUGUUUUUAUUCUUAGAUAUAUCCUCUUUUUGGGGUUUAGGCUAGCCUUCCUCUUUUCGCUCUUGACUUUCGGGACUUUUUAGUUUCCUCGAAAUCUGAAGUUUGAGGACAUCUUUGUUGGAGGACAUCAACAAUAACAAAAAACACCUCAACUUAUUCUCACCUGAGGAACUGGAGACUUAAAAAUGUGAAAAAGUUUUUAUUGAAGGUUCAUAUUGAGGAAUGUAAUACAUGUGGACAGAAUAUGGUACUAAUAUAUUGGCCUUGCUAAAGUACUUACCAUAAUAUCUGUAAUAUAUGUACUGUAGCAUCUUAUGUCCAGCUACUACAGUACUCACUGUAAUAUCUACGGCUAGCUACUACAGUACUUACUGUAACAUCUAAACCACGAUGACCUCAAUGUGUCCCUGCAUGCCUUCCAAGUUGGAUGAAGUAGCCCAUUGACACUGAUCUAAGAUCCGUCUAAGGUUUGCAUUAUCCCUCCUUGUGGUUAUGCUUAGGUUUCGAGGAGGGAAAGUUGAUCCUACGUCUGUGGUUAGGGAUAUACUUAUACCAUCCCUUACCCCUACGCUGGAAUAUAAAUUCAGUGAGAUUUCUUGUAUUUUUCCGUUGGAGAAAUUGAGUAACAUUUUAUUUUGAAGGUCUGGUUAUAAACAGCUUAUAAACUGUUAAGAUAGUUCAUGUAUAGUUUAACUGUUAGUUAACCACUAUAUCGUUCUAUAUAUUUUAUUCAUGCUUUAAUGAAUAGCAGUAGUUUCGGAUGAAAAUAAUAUAUAUUACAAAGACCAGUAUGCCGAGUCAUAUAUAGUUAAACCAUGAACAAGAGAUAAGUUAAGUUGUCAUUAAGUUAAAAUAACAUGUAUUUAAUUCAUUCAAUGCAGAACAAGCUAUGUGUUAGUCAUUUAAUAGUUAAGUAAUGGUGUUUAUUAUCAGCUUAUUAUCAGCCUUCCAGAUAAAGUGUUAGCUUGUCCUACUGUACCAAUAGCGUGCUUGUCCUGCUGUUAUUGCUAUAGGCUUUAGUGAUGUACCUGUACACGUGUGCCAAGUUUUAAACGACAUAUGACGAUUGUGUGUGUGUGUGUGUGCAAACGACACUGUGUGCGUGUCAUUCAUUUCAAAGUUUACUGUACCUUGCCUUGCACUUUACAGAGAGAAACUCAAAAGAAAAAAUGUGUGUGCGAGCGACGUGUGCGUGUCUGUUGUAAAAGUGAUCGUUCACUUGUGUUUUUAUUGCUAUGGAAACGGUCGCUCUCCCUUGUAUUUAUGACACAUCUAUACAGAGAUCAGUGUGUGUUAAUAUGUAACAUAUAAAUAUAACCAACAAGAAUGUUAAAGUAUAUUAUAUAUACAUAAUAGAUAUUAAAUGUUUAUUCACUUGUCAGGGGUUGUUCUACUGUACAUGCUCUCAGGGUGGCAAAAUUCCAGUAAUUUCUUCUAAAUUACCAGGUUUCAAGAAAUCCCGUUGGAACAUUUACGGAUUUUCAGAAGUGAAUACGCAGGAAACCCAGGAAUUUUGGGAAAGUUUACAGAAUUUUUCAACCCUAAUGUUCUCACUUUACACAUCCUAAUCUCAUGGAAGACUGUAUUCUGAAAAAUGUUGCGACACCGUUACUCCAACGCUAUGCCAACGAUUCCUUAGCGGCUGUUGUUGUGUCUAUGGCACGACGCUAGGAUAUCAGUAUUGAAAUCUUGUGUGACAUAACAUAUAUAGUGGUCAAUCGCCAAGGUACUGAGAGGUAAUGGAGAACAAUGCAACAACGACUUAACGAUCAAGUCAAGAGGAACAUUUUUGGAAACGUUGUAAUAUGCCACGGUUGUGUAACAGUAUUUGACGGCAAGUUUUUGUGAACGCACGCCUACAGACCGCACUGGCUGGACUCUGCUGUGCAAUGCGCAAAGCUGGACUCGAUGUUGCACGUUGUUUGUUCAAAGAUGUUUAAUAAUAAUAAUCUUGUGCUGUUAAUUCGUUGUACUGGUUGAUCUCUGUAACCAGGCUGGAAGGUCAGCCUUUGGGCCUAAAAAGUAUUCCUUGAAGUCCUAAGUGUCAAGAUGUUGUAUAUUAUACUAUUUAAUGGUAUCAAUUGAUAAGGAGGAUGUUAUUGUGAUUCAAAUCUUGAAUGUAAUCUUGAAUUGUGAUCAAAUCUUGAAUUGUGAAUCUUUGAACUCAUCAUGUAUUGAACUUGAUUGAGUGUUCCCAAAUAGAUAUACAUUAUGCUCCAUCUCAGCUCAGAGCCAAACUGUUAUUUUGACAGUUUACUCGACAUAGAUGUUUGCUGCCAAUAAGACAGGAAUCAUGCAGGCUAUGAUUUUACUGUUUUACUGCAUAUGAUUGAUUAUCAUCAGUGAAUUUAGGCCGGAUUACAAUCAAAGGCGCGUUGUCGAAAAGCAUACUGCACUUGACUUUAAAAGGUAAUUUAUGCUUCAGCCAAUAUCAAGCGUGCUGCGCCCUUCGCGACAGCAGGCCUUCGAUUGAAUUCAGGCCCAAGCCUAUUUAUUUGUGCUAUCCAAUUGCCAAUGAUCCAUGUCCCAGAACCCAGAGAGAGAGACAGCAUUCACUGGCUGCUAGCAGGAGGCUGAAAUAAAGUGUAUCCAUGGCUGUUG
Molecule: messenger RNA, 6772 nt
Organism: Oncorhynchus mykiss (rainbow trout)
Lineage: Eukaryota; Metazoa; Chordata; Actinopteri; Salmoniformes; Salmonidae
Product: diacylglycerol kinase delta
Biological process (GO): phospholipase C-activating G protein-coupled receptor signaling pathway
Cellular component (GO): plasma membrane
Molecular function (GO): ATP-dependent diacylglycerol kinase activity; protein binding
Source: RefSeq, a predicted model, not a curated record